AAUUUUCCUUUCCACGACACGACAUUCAGGUCGCACGGGGGAACAGCUUCCAGUAGCAACUCUAAAAGCUGCCCCUGGUCCCAACAACCUCAAUCAUGAGCAGAGCACUCUUACGCUCCGUCUUGGAGCUCCGGACUCCAAUCACUCGGCUCCCACCCACCUUCCUCCUCCCAAUUCGCGCGAGGUGCUUCAACCAGACAGCCCAGAUCAUCGAGCCCACCCAGCAGCCCGCCAGCAGCUUCAUCCGAGGAGAGCCCCAGGCCGUCGAGUCCCAGACACCACAAAAACAACAACAACCGGCCGACACCCCCAUCAACACAACACCGUCCGUCCCGCAGUCCGCCUCCCCGCUCACCGAGCCGGACGCCUCCGUCCGCGCCCUCCUCCCGCUCCUCGCCGCGCAGCCGGGCCACUACGCGACGGUGCACAUCCACGGCCGGCCGUACCUGGUGACGGAGGGCGACCAGGUGCGCCUGCCCUUCCGGAUGCCCGGCGUCGUCCCGGGAGACGUGCUGCGCCUCAACCGGGCCACCGUCCUGGGCAGCCGCGACUACACCCUGCGGGGCAACACGGGCGGCGGGCCAGGGCGCGCGGGCGGCGGCGGCGCGCCGGCCCCCUCGUCGGCGUUCGUCGACGAGCGCCUGUUUGAGUGCCGCGCCGUCGUGCUCGGCACCGAGGCGGAGCCCAUGCGCGUCAAGAUCAAGAAGAAGCAGCGGACUAGGCGGAAGAAGCAUGUGUACAGCAAGCACAAGUAUACCAUGCUGAGGGUCAGCGAGCUGCGCAUCAACGACCUUGAGGAGAUGGAGCGUUGAGGGGCGAAAGAAGGAGAUCCCGGGAGGAAGGGGGUUCGAGGGAGUUGGAAUGAAGGGUGGCUGAAAUGGGAUGCAUCGGAUGCUGCAAUACACGGCCCGCUACUCUUGCAGGGCUUGUUCCCCAGCUGGCACGUUUCGUCUCGCCCAGCAAAGAUGUACAAAAUUAUUUGCGAUACCAGCAAAACUGUAAAUUACGUAUGGAUAGAGUGUGUGUGGCAUCAAGGAAUUAUUCAAGUGCCCAUUGUUGCCCAGCUUGUAGAACCGCUAAGG
This is a messenger RNA of Phialemonium atrogriseum, 1082 nucleotides long. RefSeq lists its product as uncharacterized. The record is from RefSeq and is a predicted model, not a curated record. The transcript has a single exon. Gene Ontology annotation, cellular component: mitochondrial large ribosomal subunit; ribosome. Bases 96 to 812 code for a protein of 238 amino acids. Gene Ontology annotation, molecular function: structural constituent of ribosome. NCBI's taxonomy places the organism in Eukaryota, Fungi, Ascomycota, Sordariomycetes, Cephalothecales, Cephalothecaceae.